UCGCCGGUUCCGCAGCGAAGUGACGUCGCGUCGCGCUCUUCAUCUAUGAUCUCGCGAGAUAUUUUUGAAACAUUUUAGUGUUUACACAAAGUGUCACACAUGGAAAACUCAAGAAUGAAGUGAUCCCGGAGGUGGCUUUCAACUUCCGAAGGAAACCAGGAGGCGUUCCUGCCGUAGAACGAUGGCUUUACAAUGGGACAAACUGUCCCCGCAGGAGUUUCAGCAGCUGCAGGAUUUGGCCGCAUAUUCCACUAAGAAGUUGCAAGACGUUCUAGUGGAAUUUUGCGGGACCGGGCCACCUUAUAAGCAUAAUCCUGAUGGGGACAUAGACUACGACGGCUUCAGGAAGUUCCUCGACACGUUCCUCGAGGUACACACCCCCGAAGAACUAUGCCGCCACCUCUUCCUCUCCUUCGUUCGGAAGGGGGUAAAAGUCGAAGGUAAAGCCUUUAAAGAAAUGGCAGUACUUAGUUCUACCACUGCUUGUGCUCCUAUCACUUCUCAUAACAAAGGUUCCACCCCCAACGUGAAUUCCGUGGGUGAGCCCAUCGAGAGCAAGAGUCUGCUUCCGUCGGGAGAGAAAACGGCCACUUACGGCGAAAUGCUGGUGGAAAAGAUUCACGGAUUCGGCGAAAAGCUGCUGGGCCAUCAUCGUUCGGACAGCGAUUGUUCCACGAGAGGGAAAACAGGCACCGUUCACCCCAUGCUGACCGUUACUCACACGUCGUAUUCGUGCCACGAAGUGCUGGGGAAGAAGAGUACGGACUCGUCACCUUCACACAGCCAGAUAUCAAGGAACUCGUCGAAGAAGUCGAACAAUUCGCUUCUGGUCAACAACGGGAAAUUAGAAGAAGUAAGACAUAUCGUUAGAAAAGCGAGUACUUUGGACGUGACUAGCGUCAAAGUCUCCCUGAAAGACAUCGUUUGCUACUUGUCGCUUCUGGAGGCCGGGCGUCCGGAAGACAAACUAGAGUUUAUGUUCCGGUUGUACGACACCGACGGAAAUGGCGUCUUGGACACUAACGAGAUGGACUGCAUCGUCAAUCAAAUGAUGACUGUUGCUGAGUAUCUGGGGUGGGACGUGACGGAGCUUAAGCCGAUCCUGCAGGACAUGAUGAUAGAAAUAGAUUACGACGCGGACGGGACCGUGUCUUUGGAGGAGUGGAAGCGGGGCGGCUUAACGACGAUCCCUUUGCUGGUGCUUCUGGGACUCGACACUAAUGUCAAGGAGGACGGGAAUCAUCUGUGGCGACUGAAGCAUUUCAGCAGACCGGCAUAUUGCAAUCUCUGCCUGAAUAUGCUCGUCGGAUUGGGAAAAAAGGGAUUAUGUUGCACAUUCUGCAAAUACACGGUCCACGAGAGGUGCGUCCACCGGGCGCCCGCCAGCUGCAUCGCGACGUACGUCAAAAGCAAGAAGUCCAGCCAGACGCUACAGCACCACUGGGUGGAGGGAAACUGCCAAGGCAAGUGCUCCCGCUGCCGGAAGCCGGUGAAAGCGGGCAUUACGGGCCUGCACUGUCGAUGGUGUCAGAUUACGCUCCACAACAAGUGCGUGGCGCAAGUGAAGGCCGAGUGCGGCCUGGGAGAGCACGCCGUCCACAUCCUCCCCCCGACGGCCAUCUGCCCCAUCGUGCUGGACCGGCAGCGCUCUCUCCAGAAGCGAGGCUCCAAGUAUGGACACGACAACGGGAACUUCGCUAACACCACCAACAAGCAGCCGGCGAUGUCCUUCCAAAUCACCACGUCGCCGAACUCCGUACCGCUGCUGGUCUUCAUCAACCCCAAGUCGGGGGGGCGGCAGGGCUCGAGGAUUCUGAGGAAGUUCCAGUACAUACUCAACCCGAGGCAAGUGCACAACCUGGCGAGGGGCGGCCCGAUGGAGGGGCUGAGUAUGUUCAAGGAUGUGCCGAAUUUCAAGGUGAUAUGUUGCGGGGGCGACGGCACGGUGGGAUGGGUGUUGGAGACGAUGGACAAAGUGGAACUAGAAUGUCAGCCAGCUGUUGGCGUUAUUCCUUUAGGGACAGGAAAUGAUCUGGCAAGGUGUUUGCGAUGGGGCGGCGGAUACGAGGGCGAAUCGAUUCACAAAAUACUGCACAAAAUAGCGCGAGCACACCCCGUCAUGUUAGACAGGUGGUUGAUCGAGUUGUCCGACACGUCGCAGCCAGACCCCGACCAGAAGAUACAAGACACCAGGAUCCCCUACAACAUAAUCAACAACUAUUUCUCGGUCGGAGUGGAUGCGGCAAUUUGUGUGAAGUUUCAUCUUGAGAGGGAGAAGAAUCCAGAGAAAUUCAAUAGUCGGAUGAAAAAUAAAUUAUGGUAUUUUGAGUACGCCACGACGGAGCAGUUUGCGGCGUCGUGCAAGAACUUACACGAAGAUAUCGAAAUUAUGUGCGACGACGUGUCUUUGGACCUGGCCAAUGGCGCGCCGCUCCAGGGCAUCGCCCUCCUCAACAUCCCCUACACUCACGGCGGCUCGAACCUCUGGGGCGAGCACUUAUCCGGGUCCAGAAGGAAAAGCAAAAAGAAGAAACGGCAGAAAGAAAUGAGCACGUCGAGUUUCAACUCGGUCGACCUGAGCGUGGCCGUCCAAGAUAUCGGUGACGGAUUGAUUGAGGUUAUAGGGUUGGAAAAUUGCCUUCACAUGGGUCAAGUCAGGACGGGGCUCAGGGCGAGCGGGCGAAGACUGGCGCAGUGUUCUUCCGUGGUUAUUAAAACAAGGAAAACUUUCCCUAUGCAGAUCGAUGGGGAGCCGUGGAUGCAGCCGCCGACGACCAUACGUAUCACCCACAAAAACCAGGUGCCAAUGCUGAUGGCCCCGCCCCCGGAGAAAGGCAAAGGGUUCUUCCGAUUCUUUAGAAGGUAGACCUCCAAAGUGAUAUUAAAAUUAUUCCUCGUUUAUCUAGUCUGUUUUCUCUCGGUUCGCAAUGACAAUAAUAUUUAAUUUAAAAUGUCUCUACCUUUUGUUAAGAUGUCAGUAUUAUUUAUUUGUACGUAGAAUAACUGAAAUAUUCUUCCAAGAUGCGUUGUUAUUAUAUGUUUAAAUGUUGAAAGAAAUUGGUGUUACGUGUUUCGAGCAUUAUAUUAGUAUAAUGCUAGCUGCUAUACAAUAAAUUUUUAAUAAAUACUCGAUUUAGCUGAGGUGAAGAAUAUCUAGAAACAUGAUAGGGACCAUAUGCUUUAACAGAAUCCCGCCAACAAGUACCUAUGCAUUAUUAAAUAGAAGAAAUUAACAACAAUUCCCGCACUCAACUCCUUAUUUAGAGACACUUCGGCUAAAGUUUGCGUUCCAAAGGCUAGUGCUGCCAUCUGUCUUCUCAACGCGAAGCGAGGUUCAUCCAUUUUGGUUCAACUCUUAGCGCAAAACGAUAUCGCGAUCUACGACUCAAGUGACUUAAAGUUUCUCUAAAUAAAGGAUUCUAAAUAUUAUUAUAAAUCCUUAAGUAGAUAGUUAUACAAACAUAUUUACAGUGAAAGGAUUAUGAAUACGCUUGAAGCGUUUGUGUAUAAACAAUGUUUACAAUUGUUGUAUUUAAUAUUUAUUAAAAGUUAUUUUGUAAUUUAUUUAUAUUAAAUUAUCGCUGUUAGGGUAUUGUAAAGUUUAACCUUUGUCUUAGGUAGGUCCUCUUUAUUAUUCGUUUUACCUAAUGUUUAGACGCUACGUGAAAAAUGGAGGCCGAACGCAAACGCGACAAAAGACGCUCGACGUCACAACCGACGCCAACUACCGGAGACUCUACAAAACUCGGCAGCGUAACUGCGGCACGACUUCCAAGACAUCGAGCGUCCGAUGCCGCGCUUCACUUAAAAUUCCUUUUAUUUUGAUUUUUCACGUAGCCGGUUUUAUAUCAAAAAUAGAACUGCCACUGUAAAAAAUGUGGGAACGUUUCAAGUUGCUGUUAAGCUUUAACUGUAAUAUAAACAACCCUGUAUAUUGUAGAAACUGACAUUUCUUCUAUGCCUUGUAAAGUUAUAAUGGCUUUAAACGUCCAAUUGAUUUUUGAUCAUUUACGGCUGUCGACAGGGUGGAAAAAACGAAAACCAAAAAACCCAAAAAAAAAUAUAUCGAUGUAGGUAAACGUCUCCUGUGACGGCUUUUAUUGUAGUAUUAUUUUUUCACGUGUACAAAGAACCUACGCUAGAUUUAGUGUAUAGAAUGAAAGGAUUCCUCGUUGCUUACGUCCAUUUUGUAAUAGAUUGGAACUUUUGAUUAACGAUUUACCCAAAUUACUCAUUUACUAAUCAAAAUUGACACAACGAUGAUUCAAAACAUACAGCUGAAUGGACAUAAUCAAAAUUUCUGUGAUAUAAAUGAGUAAUUUGGGCACCUGAGUUCUUUCCAUAAGACUAACUUGUGCAUUUUCGUAUAGUCAGACCAUGUGAUUAAGUCGUCUUAUUUUUUACGAGUUUAUUUAACGUAGCUGUAAGUUCAGUAUGUGUUUCCUUUCUACAUCGGUUUUGUAUAUCACACCAUUCUGAAUA
Messenger RNA from Zophobas morio, 4482 nucleotides. RefSeq names its product Diacyl glycerol kinase (gene Dgk). The record is from RefSeq and is a predicted model, not a curated record. The coding region runs from base 182 to 2866 and encodes 894 amino acids. Gene Ontology annotation, molecular function: calcium ion binding; ATP-dependent diacylglycerol kinase activity. NCBI's taxonomy places the organism in Eukaryota, Metazoa, Arthropoda, Insecta, Coleoptera, Tenebrionidae. The transcript has 17 exons. Gene Ontology annotation, cellular component: plasma membrane. Gene Ontology annotation, biological process: lipid phosphorylation; intracellular signal transduction; diacylglycerol metabolic process.